Molecule: messenger RNA, 3648 nt
Organism: Vigna angularis (adzuki bean)
Lineage: Eukaryota; Viridiplantae; Streptophyta; Magnoliopsida; Fabales; Fabaceae
Product: protein RRC1
Exons: 19
Coding region: 274-3195 (973 amino acids)
Biological process (GO): RNA processing
Cellular component (GO): nucleus
Molecular function (GO): RNA binding
Source: RefSeq, a predicted model, not a curated record
UAUUUGGGUGAGUUAAUCGGAAAAGAAAACAAUACACCAAUACCCUUCCCUGUCGCGUGCCCUUGUAUCACUGUUACUGCGCCUCGUUUCGUUUCUACUAGCGACUCCGUGGAAGGAGUGAAAACCAAAGCCAGGUGAUGUAUUUGCCCUUCAGUGAAGUCACUAUUUCUGAUUCUGCUCAAUUGGGAUUGGGAGGAAGGACUCGCAUUAUCUGACCGUGGAUUUCCUCUUUUAGCUUCUCCUCACUCUCUUUUUGGGAAGUCUGAUGCAAGGAUGAGUUCAUUCUCCAUCACACGGAAAAAAACGCCAUUCCAGAAGCAUAGAGAAGAAGAGGAGGCAAAGAAGAAGAGAGCCGAGGAUGAGACUGCUCGCUUGUAUGCUGAGUUUGUAGAGUCAUUUCAAGGAGACACUACUCCGGGGUCAAAAACUUUUGUUCGAGGAGGAACAAUUAAUCCCAAUGAUAGAUUUAAAGAUGAUUCUGAGGGUGAAAAGUCCAAAGAUGGGGUAUCUGUUCCAAAGAAGGGAAGUAGGUAUGUACCAUCUUUUAUUCCACCUCCAAUGGCAACCAAGGGGAAAGAAUCUGAAAGGAAAAAAGAGGAGGAAAAGCCAAAGGAGAAAGAGAAAGGGAAGUCAAGAAAUAUUGAUCAUUUUAUGGAGGAGCUAAAGCAUGAGCAAGAGAUGAGGGAGAGGCGAAAUCAAGAACGUGAGCAUUGGCGUGACGGUCGUCAUGCAGAACAUUCUGCUCAGCCCAGUCGCUUUGAUGAGCUGCCUGAUGACUUUGACCCUAGUGGAAAACUUCCAGGAUCAUUUGAUGAUGGUGAUCCUCAGACUACAAAUCUUUAUGUUGGAAAUCUCUCACCCAAGGUUGAUGAAAAUUUUCUUCUCCGUACUUUUGGAAGAUUUGGACCUAUUGCUAGUGUGAAGAUUAUGUGGCCAAGGACAGAGGAGGAGCGAAGGCGGCAAAGGAACUGUGGCUUUGUAGCUUUCAUGAACAGGGCCGAUGGACAGGCAGCAAAAGACGAGAUGCAAGGAGUUGUGGUUUAUGAAUAUGAAUUGAAAAUUGGAUGGGGAAGGUCUGUUGCCCUACCAUCGCAAGCACUACCUGCACCUCCACCAGGGCAUAUGGCUAUUAGGAGUAAGGAGGGUAGUACUGUGAUAUUGUCUGGUCCUUCAGGUCCACCAUUAACAUCCGUGCCUAAUCAGAAUUCUGAGCUGGUUCUGACUCCUAAUGUUCCUGAUAUAAUGGUUACACCUCCUGAGGAUGAACAUUUAAGGCAUGUAAUUGAUACAAUGGCUUUGUAUGUCCUGGAUGGAGGAUGUGCUUUUGAACAGGCUAUCAUGGAGAGGGGUCGUGGCAAUCCUCUUUUCAACUUCUUGUUUGUCCUAGGCUCAAAGGAACAUACCUACUACGUUUGGAGACUCUACUCAUUUGCCCAGGGUGAUACCCUUCAAAGAUGGAGGACCGAACCUUUUAUCAUGAUAACGGGUAGCGGAAGAUGGAUUCCUCCCUCAUUACCAACGUCAAAAAGUCCAGAACAUGAAAAGGAGUCUGGUUCCACACAUGCUGGAGGAAGAAGCAGGCGUGUUGAGCCAGAAAGAACACUGACUGAUGCACAGAGGGAUGAAUUUGAGGAUAUGCUGCGUGCUUUAACUCUAGAGAGGAGCCAAAUAAAAGAGGCUAUGGGGUUUUCUUUAGAUAAUGCUGAUGCAGCUGGGGAGAUAGUUGAAGUCUUGACUGAAUCCUUGACACUUAAAGAAACCCCCAUUCCUACUAAAAUUGCAAGGCUUAUGCUUGUCUCUGAUAUUCUUCAUAAUAGUAGUGCUCCUGUAAGAAAUGCAUCAGCAUAUCGCACCAAGUUUGAAGCAACAUUACCGGACAUAAUGGAGAGUUUUAAUGACUUGUACCGUAGCAUAAUGGGGCGUAUUACUGCUGAAGCCCUAAAGGAACGUGUGCUGAAAGUUUUGCAAGUUUGGGCAGACUGGUUUCUAUUUUCAGAUUCUUAUGUGAAUGGCUUAAGAGCUACUUUUCUUCGACCUGGGAACUCUGGUGUAAUUCCAUUCCAUUCUAUAUGUGGCGAUGCACCUGAGAUUGAACAGAAGACCACUUCUGAAGAUAUAGUUGUUGGUGGCAAGACCAACCAAGAUGCGGCAUUGGCAAUGGGUCGAGGGGCUGCAAUGAAGGAGCUAAUGAGUCUUCCUAUUGCUGAGCUGGAAAGAAGAUGCCGACACAAUGGAUUGUCACUUGUUGGUGGUAGAGAAAUGAUGGUUGCACGGUUGUUAAGUCUUGAAGAGGCAGAAAAGCAGAGAGGUUAUGAACUAGAUGAUGAACUGAAAUAUGCCCACAACCAAGUGAGUUCUGGGAAGUAUUCAAGUAAUCGGCAAGAAACAAGUGCAGAGCCUGAACCAGUAGGACUUUCUUCAUGGAACCACUAUGGAGAUGAAGAUUUGCCGUCACAGAGCAGAAGUUCUGUAUCUUUAGCUUCUACACUUCCUAUUCAACAACCUGAACUUAAGGCAUUCACAAAAAAGGAAAAGAGUGAUCCAGUUCUUCCAGCCUCAAAAUGGGCUCGGGAGGAUGAUGAGAGUGACGAUGAACAAAGGAGAGGUGGAAAAAAUCUCGGCUUAAGUUACUCAUCUUCUGGUAGUGAUAAUGUGGAUGAUGGUCUUAUUAAAGCUGAUGAAUCAGAGUCUGCAGCUGGUACAAGUUUUCCAGCUCAUGCUGACAGUGGAAUGAAUGAAGAGCAGAGGCAAAAGCUAAGACGCUUGGAGGUUGCUUUAAUUGAAUACCGUGAAUCUCUUGAAGAAAGGGGAAUUAAAAAUUUGGAGGAAAUUGACAAGAAAGUGGAGUCACAUCGAAAACGGCUGCAAGCAGAAUAUGGAUUAUCAGAUUCUGGUGAAGAUGGUAAAAGUAAUAGAAGAACUACAGAGAAGAGGGAUAGGCAUGAUGUCUCAAGGAAACGGCACCGAAGCCGAAGUCCAAGUGAUAGUCCACAACCAAAAUUAUCUGGAAAAGACAAGGACAGGGAACAUGAUUUAGAAAGGGAUCGAGACAGACAAAAGGAAAGAAGUUAUGAUUUUGAUAUUGAAAGAGGAAAGGACCGACACCGGGAAAAGAGUGGAAGCAGAGAGAGGGACGAUCAUGAUAAGGAUAGAAGCAGGGAUAGGGACAGAGACAGAAGAAGACGGACCAAAUAAGAACAUUUCAGGUGUUUCAACACUGAGAUAUGUUACCUUACUGAUUUGCAGAUUGCAGUCUGGAGGACAGUUGGCUUUUUGUCAUCGUAGGGGGAUAUAUUGGCAAUGUGAUUAGUACCUGCAGGAAGAUAGGGAUGAAACGUCUGUCAGGAAAUUGUUAUCGUAGACAAUCUGUUGAAGUGCCAAGUGGUAACUGGCUCUUGAUACCCCCAUAUUUUUAACAAUGUAAUUUAAGACUUCAAAUCUUUAAUUUUGCCCGUGAAUUGCUGCUGCACAAUGCAUAUUAGAUCAAGAGGGUUCUGUUUAUACUAAUUGAGAGUUAACUGGGAGAUUCGGCUGAUUAUGUGUUUGUACUGCGUGUUGGGUAAGUUGUAGUUUUAAACAUUACUGCGUAAUGGCACAUGUUAGUAACGUGGACGAAAUUUGAAUUUCCACAAUUGUUAUUUGAUAAAA